UCAUUUGUUUGUAUUUUGUAAACGGGAGAUGAUUGUGGUGUAGAAAGAUCAAAAGAAAUCAAAAUUGAAAUGGGCGUGAUUAUGAUUAGGGAUCAUGUAGACCAGUAGAUACAGCGGCUGUGAAGUGGAAGACUUUGGUGACCGACGUAGCAUCACAAGGGGCCAUGUCGGCAGACCAGUUCAAAGGCCUGCUGAAACUCUCAGAGUCCAGUCGACUGGCGCUAGUGAAGAAAAGUAGAAUACAUGACGCCUAUGAUGUAGAACAUUCGCCCUUUGCACGGGGUAAAUUCGCGGCCGUACGCCGCUCCACACACCGCGUCUCGGGCGUGGCGUUCGCGGCCAAAUUCGUCCGCCGGCGCCGCCGAGCCUCAGAGGUGCUCCAUGAGAUACUGCACGAGGUGGCCAUACUGGAGCUGGCCCGCGCCGCUGCCGGCCAGCCGGGCAGUGAGCGCAUCGUCCGCCUGCACGAGGUGUUCGAGACGCCCACCGAGACGGCGAUGGUGCUCGAAAUGGUUCCGGGCGGGGAGCUGCAGCGUCUCAUUGACGCCGGUGAGACCAUCUCUGAGCCAGAGGUGCGUCGGAUGCUACGGCAAGUGCUGGAGGCUGUCUCCUUCCUGCACGACAGAAACAUCGCCCACCUCGACCUCAAGCCUCAGAACAUCCUUCUGACGGGCCCGUUCCCGGGCUGCGACGUCAAACUGUGCGACUUUGGCAUCUCGCGACUGAUCGAGCCUGGUGUGGAGGUCCGUGAGGUGCUCGGAACGCCCGACUACGUGGCUCCGGAGGUGCUGCAGUAUGAGCCCAUCAGCCUGAGGACCGAUAUGUGGUCGGUGGGUGUGCUGGCGUACGUCCUUCUCUCGGGCCACUCGCCGUUCGGUGGCGACACCAAACAGGAGACGUUCUGUAACAUCUCGCAGGGCCAGCUGGACUUCCCCGAGGAGCUGUUCGGGGACGUCUCCCAGCCGGCGCUGGACUUCAUCUCGGCACUGCUGAUCGUCGAGGCUAGUGAACGUCUCUCGUCCCGAGCGAGCAUGCAGCACCCGUGGCUCUCCCCUCUCUCCGGCACUCUGCCCGACGCAGACGUCCAGCAGGUCAUCAUCAAACGCUCCAGCUGCGAGAAGGACAUCAACGGCUUCUCCAACAAGGUGCUGGUGCUGGACAAGAAGAUGAUGUGCUAGCGUCCUGGACCAUAGUGUAUCGAGAGGCGAGUCCCAUCGCUCUCCCAUGAGAGAGUGUGAGGGUGAGAGGGGUGUCGACGUAUCGGUCACCCCCGUCUAGUCUGGAGAGUGGUGUCUGCUGUGGCGACGGCAGCCAGUUAGGGAGUGCCGGAGUGUCGGCGGACAGGGCAGUGUCCGGUGGCCGAGGUUAUAUUCUCCCUCCGCGGGGUGGGGAGGUGAGGGAUGGCGGCGUCCAAGGGAGGUGGGUCGGGCACCUGAUCGCCUGAUACGGACACAUAAUAUUUAGAUCUGACACACUUAUCGAACCGUUACCGAGCUGUGUCUCUCAACUGUUCCAUUCCGUUUCACAAGGUCUGAUAUUCAUCAUCAUUCAGUGUCGUCUUUUUUUGCGCCGUAGCUCACAGCUCUCAUCCAUCAGUUGUUCUUUCCAUCCCAUCCGGUUCCGUGACCCUACCCCCGCCAGUCCCAUGACCUCUUCACGUGCCGCGCCCGGCAGCGGCGCCGGAACCAUGGACGUUCGUCCGCUCCGGGACGCGGUGGCCCCCCGGCCUGUCCCCGUCCUGGGCCGUCCUAGCUCGGAGUCGCCGUAUCGCUCCCCAUCUGCCUCUGUCUUGAGUGAGAUGGAGUCGCAGUGAAGGCGGGAUGCCAUGGCUCGGUAAGCUGGAGUCUAUGCGCGAGAGACGCGCGUAAUAUCUGCAGUGUGUUAUUUAUUUGUCGCGCAUGAUGACCGGUCGACAAGUGGGAACAAUUAGUCAGGUGGGGUUUCCAUGUCCGGUGACCCAGAGGGGCUUCCUAGCUGUAUGAAACGGGACGGGAGGGGCUCAGAGAAGAUUCUGUCGCGUUUUAUGUUUUUGCCAUUCGGUGUACAAAUGCUUUGUAGCGUUAUUACUUUACUGUAUGAUCUGACGUCAUCAGAUCUGUUGACGUCAUAGAUCUGUCAAGAUAUAGCGGGAAUCAAUCAGCGGCUUGGAGCUGGAUCGAGCCCAGUGCUGCCUAGUGUCCAUUCAGUCCGGCGAGUACGAGUCAUAGAUAAUAUCGGAAGGUGGAAGCGAGGGGUCGGUUCGCUCCUCUAUCGCCCCGGCCGCGGCGUGCUCUGAUCCCCUCGGCAAUCCACGGCCCCGCCGCUCGUGUGGGGAGUGUGGGUGCUCCCUGCCACGAGCCGCGAGCGAGUCGCUUUCCGUUCACGGAGAGCGUUGGUUUAACGAGAUGGUUUAUAUUGUACAGACUACUGAGAGAUUUGAGAUUACCGCGCUCCCCGCCCAAUGCUCAGCGGUCAGGGCGUUUGUAUGCGUGUGUGUUCUGUGCGCGUCGUUAUGAAGUGAAUAGGUGGCAUGUAACUCCAUACCUUACCGCAGUGCGAGUGAUUGAGUGAGUGUAUCUAUUGUAUAUAUGCCGACCUCGGACAGCACGCCGUCAGGGGAAGUUGAUGCGAUAAACUGCUGCGUGCCUGCGUUGGCCGCUGUGGCCAGGUUCUUGUUGCGCCUUGUCUCGCGUGAUUCGCAUUCCAUGUGAAGAAGUAGGACCAACACAGCUGUGUAUCCAGCCUUGACGCUGUUUUCUACCCUUUUCUAAUCAAUUGCGGUUAAUACAUUAGACAGGCUGUA
Amphibalanus amphitrite is the source of this 2782-nucleotide messenger RNA. RefSeq names its product death-associated protein kinase related-like. NCBI's taxonomy places the organism in Eukaryota, Metazoa, Arthropoda, Thecostraca, Balanomorpha, Balanidae. The record is from RefSeq and is a predicted model, not a curated record. The coding region runs from base 165 to 1178 and encodes 337 amino acids. Gene Ontology annotation, cellular component: nucleus. The transcript is spliced from 7 exons. Gene Ontology annotation, biological process: protein phosphorylation; intracellular signal transduction; positive regulation of apoptotic process. Gene Ontology annotation, molecular function: protein serine/threonine kinase activity; ATP binding.